AUGGAUCGGGAGUAUCUGUACAACUCCGUGCUGUAUGUGCUGUACGAGUCCGCUUCAGGCUACGCCCUCUUCGAGCGCAUCGAAUCGGAGGAAAUCGCCGAUGAGUCGCCGGAGCUGCAGAGGUCGAUCCAGGACUUCGGCCGUUUCUCGAGGAUUGUCAAGUUCAAGUCUUUCGUGCCCUUCGUCUCGGCCGAGAGCGCUCUCGAGAACGUCAACGCCAUCUCUGAAGGUCUGGUGCACGACGUGUUGAAGAACUUCCUGGAGCUCAACCUGCCGGGCGGGGGCAAGAAGAAGAGCAAGAAGGUGGAGCUGGGCGUGACGGACGAGAAGCUGGGCGGCGCCAUCAACGACUCGCUGGAGCACGUGGCAUGCGUGAAGAGCAAGGCGGUGGCGGAGCUGACGCGCGGGAUCCGGCUGCACUUUGCCAAGUUCAUCAAGGAGUUCAAGGAGGGCGACUACGAGAAGGCGCAGCUGGGUCUGGGCCACUCGUACUCGCGGAGCAAGGUCAAGUUCAACGUGAACCGGGCGGACAACAUGAUCAUCCAGACCAUCAACCUGCUCGACACGCUCAACAAGGACCUCAACACGUUCUCCAUGCGGUGCAAGGAGUGGUACUCGUGGCACUUCCCGGAGCUGGUCAAGGUGGUGCCGGACAACUUCCAGUUCGCGCGCGUGGUCAAGUUCCUGAAGAACAAGGCCGAGGCCGACGAGAGCAAGAUCCCCGGCCUGGUGGACAUCACGCAGGACGAGGCCAAGGCCAAGGAGAUCAUCGACGCCGCCAAGGCCUCGAUGGGCACCGACAUCUCCGACCUCGACAUGCUCAACAUCGAGAAGUUCGCCGACCGCGUGAUCCACCUCUCCACCUACCAGCAGCAGCUCCAGGAGUACCUGAGCAAGAAGAUGCACGUCAUCGCGCCCAACCUCAGCGAGCUCGUCGGCGAGCACGUCGGCGCGCGCCUCAUCUCGCACGCCGGCAGCCUCACCAACCUGGCCAAGUACCCGGCCUCGACCGUGCAGAUCCUGGGCGCCGAGAAGGCCCUCUUCCGCGCGCUCAAGACCCGCGGCAACACGCCCAAGUACGGCCUCAUCUUCCACUCGUCCUUCAUCGGCCGCGCCGCCGCCAAGAACAAGGGCCGCAUCUCGCGCUACCUGGCCAACAAGUGCUCCAUCGCCUCGCGCAUCGACGCCUUCUCCGACGUGCCCACCACCAAGUUCGGCCAGAAGCUCAACGCCCAGGUCGAGGAGCGCCUCAAGUUCUACGACACCGGCGCCCUGCCCCGCAAGAACGUCGACGUCAUGAAGGAGGCCCUCUCCGAGGCCCUCACCGAGGCCGACCAGAAGCAGCGAGAGGACGGCAUGGACGUGGUCUCCACCACCGCGGAGAGCACCGACAAGAAGAGGAAGAGGAAGGCCGCGGAGAAGGACGACAGCGACAGCGACGAGGAGGAGAGCAAGAAGGACAAGAAGAAGAGCAAGAAGGCCAAGAAGUCCAAAAAGGAGGAGGAAAAGAAGAAGAGCAAGAAGGACAAGAAGAAGAAGAAGUCCAAGCACUAA
Acanthamoeba castellanii str. Neff is the source of this 1554-nucleotide messenger RNA. Its product is annotated as nucleolar protein Nop56, putative. Gene Ontology annotation, molecular function: snoRNA binding. The coding region runs from base 1 to 1554 and encodes 517 amino acids. The transcript has 3 exons. Gene Ontology annotation, cellular component: small-subunit processome; box C/D methylation guide snoRNP complex. Lineage: Eukaryota; Discosea; Longamoebia; Acanthamoebidae. The record is from RefSeq and is a predicted model, not a curated record.